GUUCACACACUGACACACCGCACUGGUGUUCUUCUCCUCCAUUAUUUAUUCGACCACCACCUCUCUCUUCCGCUUCUCAUUUCCUUCCUUUUCACCACCCACAAUGGCCGCCGGAAUAAUAUCCUCCGGCCUCCUUUCCACCCUACUUCUACUGCUGCUAUCAGUCUCCGCCAACUCUCUCAGUUACCAAACCCUCACCCCUCACUCUCUCCCUCAACCCAACAAAUCCCCUUUCACUGAUUCAUCAGAUUCCCAAACCCUAACCUCAUCAAACAUCGAAAACGAAAAUGAAAACACAAUCUCUCUAGAUUUACACCAUCUAGACACUCUCGCGGUCCCCACCAAUGCAACCGCCGAGAGCCUCUUCAAACACCGUCUCCUCCGUGACUCAAUUAGAGUCAAAACCAUCACUUCCCUUGCUGCCGUCAAGGGACACGCAAACGCCACCCGACCAGGCCGGAGCAAGGCGGAUUUCAGUAGCUCAGUGAUCUCCGGUCUUGCACAGGGUUCCGGUGAGUAUUUCACCCGCAUCGGAAUAGGAACUCCGCCUAGGUAUGCCUACAUGGUGUUGGACACCGGGAGCGACAUCGUUUGGAUCCAGUGCGCUCCUUGCCGGAGAUGUUACACACAAUCCGAUCCCAUUUUUGAUCCGUCUAAAUCCAAGACAUUUGGUGGCGUCGCUUGUGGAACCCCUCUCUGUAACCACCUCGAUUCGCCGGGAUGCAACCAGCGGAAGAAAUGUAUGUACCAAGUGUCCUACGGCGACGGUUCGUUCACCGUCGGCGAGUUCUCCACCGAAACCCUCACCUUCCGGAAAACCAAAGUGAACAACAUAGCUUUUGGAUGCGGCCACGACAACGAAGGGUUGUUCGUCGGUGCCGCCGGUUUAUUGGGUCUGGGUCGGGGCAAGUUAUCUUUCCCUAAUCAAGCGGGUCGUCAAUUCGGGUCAAAGUUUUCUUAUUGCCUCGUCGAUCGGUCCAUGUCGGCAAAACCUUCCUCUUUAGUCUUCGGAAACGCCGCCGUUUCACGUGUGGCCCGUUUCACUCCUCUACUCAACAACCCAAAACUCGACACAUUUUACUACGUGGGACUCACCGGAGUCUCCGUGGGAGGCGUUCGAGUUCCCGGAAUUUCGAGCUCACUCUUCGAGCUAGACAACUCCGGCAACGGCGGUGUAAUCAUCGACUCAGGCACCUCAGUAACCCGUCUGACCCGACCGGCGUACGUUGCGCUGCGAAAUGCAUUCUUGUCGGGAGCAUCUCACUUGAAGAGAGGCCCAAAUUUUUCGCUUUUCGAUGCUUGUUUUGAUCUUUCGGGGAAGACAGAGGUGAAGGUGCCAACGGUGGUGAUGCAUUUCACAGGUGCUGACGUGUCGUUGCCGGCGUCAAAUUACUUGAUUCCGGUGGACAGCAGUGGGAACUUCUGUUUCGCUUUUGCAGGUACGUCGAGUGGGUUGUCGAUCAUCGGAAACAUCCAGCAACAAGGAUUCCGGGUGGUUUAUGAUUUGGCGGGUUCCCGGGUCGGUUUUACACCGAGAGGGUGUGCUUAGUUGGGUUUUGGGUUUUUAGUCACUUUUUACCUUUUUAAUCGAAGCAAAUUAAGAAAGAAAGAAAAGGGAACAUGUAUUUUGUUGUGUUGCGUUGUGUAUUUGGUAAAAUUAUUAUGAGAAAAAAAAAAAGUAGAAAGAAAGAAAGGUGUAGGCCAUACCAGGAUUCUAUUCUAUUAUUAUCAUUAUUAUUAUAAUAUUACGAGUUUAAAAUAAGAUAAUUGCAAAAUCCUGAAUUUAUUAAUCAUGUGAUAGGAUGGGAUGGGAUGGGAUGGGAUGUUUUUUAGCUUCAAGGUAUGUUUGUUACUUUGUUUUUUUGUCUUCUUCAACUUGGGUCAAUUUUUAGUUUUACCGAAAAUUAAAGAUAAAUACAUACGACUUAUGUUGUAAUCUUUCCAUUUGCAUAUAAGUAUAUUGGUUUGUUACUAGUA
Molecule: messenger RNA, 1977 nt
Organism: Lactuca sativa (garden lettuce)
Lineage: Eukaryota; Viridiplantae; Streptophyta; Magnoliopsida; Asterales; Asteraceae
Product: aspartyl protease family protein 2
Biological process (GO): proteolysis
Molecular function (GO): aspartic-type endopeptidase activity
Source: RefSeq, a predicted model, not a curated record